Messenger RNA from Brachypodium distachyon (stiff brome), 1066 nucleotides. RefSeq names its product holotricin-3. The record is from RefSeq and is a predicted model, not a curated record. Lineage: Eukaryota; Viridiplantae; Streptophyta; Magnoliopsida; Poales; Poaceae. Bases 323 to 688 code for a protein of 121 amino acids. The transcript is spliced from 2 exons.
AGACGCAGAUCAUUCGAUCGACUUACGUACACACGCAGACGAACAGCUUCUCGUACGUGAGAUCACAAAGGCCUUCAAUAUGGUUUACUCGAUGGAUUUAUUCAUGUUGCAUCUCGUAUUCAGUACCAUGUUCUUUUUGACCCGGCCUGUUAAUUGUUAGCUGUAUAUCGGUCGAUCGAUCUCUACUUUUGCAAUAUAGCAAUGAUUAAGCCGAGAGUAGGAACUGACAGGGAUUUAAUCCAUCGGCGUUGAUUUAAUCAACACAUUUUUCCUGUCAGAGGGAUACCCGGUGCUCGACACCAAAGUAAGUAGGCAAGGAAUCAUGGGCGGCGGGCACGACAUGCACGGCCACGGCGGCGGCGUGAAGGGGUUCGUGUCCAACCUCGUCACCGGCGGUAAAGGCCAGGGCCACGGAUCAUACGCCGGCGGCGGCCAUGGACAUGGGCACGGCUACCAGCAGGGGUACGGGCAGCAGCACGGCUAUCCUCCCACCACCGGUGCUUACCCUCCGCACGGGCACGCCGGCUACGCGCCGGCGGCUUACCCCUCGCACGGGGCUCAACACGGUCACAUGGGGAUGGGGUCAUACCACACCGGGCACCAGAAGCACGGCGGCGGCGUCUACGGCGGCGGGAAGCACAAGGGCGGUGGUAUGUUCGGCGGCAAGCACGGCAGGAAGUGGAAGUGAACAAGUGGGCCUACACACAUCGUGCGCGCCCCAACCAGGCAGGCAGCUACUCUGUAUAAGCUCGCUUACGUACGUAUCUCGAUCGAUCAACGGCCAUGCUCCGUGUCAUGUAUACCUAAAUAAGGAGCUAGGCACGCCCGCACACGUACGGUGUGUGAUAGCUUUGCUUGCGGUACCGUGAGUCCGUAUGACAGCACAAAAUAAAGGUGUGAUGUAUAUACCGAACCGUAUUCGACUGGUCAUGCCGUUGUAAAACGUAUCGGCACGUAUCACUCGUCGUUUUCUUUUCUGCCCGCCGCUCUCGUUACUUUCCACGAUACUUUGACUACAAAUUACUCUAUUAAUAUAUAAUUAUAUGAGAUAGAUUCAUAUACAUUA